CUCUUCUUCUCCUCUCUUCCCUUCCUCACUCGCAUGUCAUGUCGACGCGGCUCAACAUUCCAAUUGCCCUUUUCAAUACUUUACAGCCCUUCACCCUCGCUACAUCCCAGCUGCAUGGUCGGGGGUGAUUGACUCCCCCAUUCUUUGGCCCUCCCCGCCCCUCCCUUCCGCAUUCCGCCAGAUACAGUAGCAGUAGCAGCAGUACCACCACUGCCUCUGCAUCAACUGGCCCUCCUGUCACCCCGUUGCGCGCGUCGAUGCCGUCGUCUGCGCCAUCCUUCGCCUGAUAUUCGCAGCUACACUCUUUGAUGAUGGUCCCUCCUGACUGGAUAAGGGCGGUUUUUCUUACCGUCUUGCUCGCCUUCCAGGGAACAGUGUUCGCUCUCCAGCUAGACGUGAACGAUGAGCAAUCCAUCAAGAAUGCCGCCGCGACGACGGCCUACAACAUGAUGAGCUACUACCAUGGCAAUGAAUCGGGUCAAACACCGGGGAAACUUCCCGAUACCUGGUGGGAGGGUGGUGCUAUGUUCAUGACGUUGAUCCAGUACUGGUAUUGGACCGGGGACACUUCUUACAACGAGGUCACCACCCAGGGUAUGCUCUGGCAGAAGGGUGACGAUAACUACUUCCCGGCCAACGAUAGCAACUACCUCGGGAACGACGACCAGGUCUUUUGGGGCCUGGCCGCCAUGACGGCGGCAGAACUCAACUAUCCCGAAGAAGACGGCCAGCCGUCCUGGUUAUCGCUCGCCCAGGGUGUGUUCAAUACCCAGGUCCCACGCUGGGACACCUCCAGCUGCCAGGGCGGCCUGCGCUGGCAGAUAUGGCCCUACCAAGCCGGCUACACCACCAAAAAUGCCAUCUCCAAUGGUGGUCUGUUCCAGCUGGCGGCUCGGCUAGGGCGCUACACCAACAAUGAUACCUAUAUCGACUGGGCGGAGAAGAUCUGGGACUGGAGUGCCACAACCCCGUUGCUGAACACGAACGAAUGGAACAUUGCCGACACGACCACUACCGAGGCACAAUGCAAGGAUCAUGGCGAUAUACAAUGGACGUAUAACUACGGGACGUUUCUCAGUGGGGCCGCAUACAUGUAUAAUCUGACCGACGGUGCAGAUAAAUGGAAGAAAGGCCUGGAUGGCUUGCUCGGGAGUGCCUUUCAAAAGUUCUUCCCCCAGGAAUUCGGCGGCAAUGUAAUGUCCGAGAUCUCCUGCGAACCGAAUAUGAUGUGCGAUCGAAAUCAGGACUGCUUCAAGGGGUUCUUAGCUUCCUGGUUGACCUUUGCCACCACCAUUGCGCCCUACACUGCUGGUGAAAUUAUUCCUAAGAUCCAGCAGUCAGCGCUAGCAGCAUCGAAGCAAUGUUCCGGCGGCAGCUCCGGCACUGGGUGUGGGCGACGGUGGCACCAGGCCCAGUGGGAUGGCGAGACAUCGCUCGAGACAGACAUGAGCGCGCUAAGUGUCUUCUCAUCCAACAUGAUUACGCAUGUAAAUCAAGGCCAAGGGUAUCACGGUCCGCUGACCUCGAACACCGGCGGCACCAGUAAGAGCGACCCCAACGCGGGUACCGCUCCGAAGAGUUCCCCCAAUACGCUAUCCCCCAUCACGACUGGGGAUCGUGCGGGGGCCUCAAUCAUCACCAUCAUGUUUGUCGGCGGUUGGAUCGCUGCAAUUACCUGGCUGGUCUAUGGAGGUUGAGUCGAGACUGUGUUUUCGCAGGGAUGUAAUUUUGUACAUAAGAGGAGCCGACCUAGAUAGCUCUCUGGAUACGGUGAAGCGUGGAUUUUCUCCCAGUUUAUGCCCCAUCUUCGAUCACGGGCGAUACGGGCUCGUGUGAUCCCGGAUCUUUUCGCGGAGUCAUUUAUAACAGGUCAUGUCGGUCAUAACGCUUUAGGGUCAGAGGAGUUGCUUGGAAAUUGGAGUUGAUGGUCAAGGAGCCUGGUUAAAACUUAAGACUGUGAAACAACUCAGAUUCUUUUUGGGGGGGGGUCUGGCCGUGAAUCUGAUGAUUUGUGACACCUAUUGGAUUGGAAGGAGGGCUUGGCCCAGUGAUGGCCUUGG
This is a messenger RNA of Aspergillus heteromorphus CBS 117.55, 2060 nucleotides long. RefSeq names its product glycoside hydrolase family 76 protein. The record is from RefSeq and is a predicted model, not a curated record. The transcript has 3 exons. NCBI's taxonomy places the organism in Eukaryota, Fungi, Ascomycota, Eurotiomycetes, Eurotiales, Aspergillaceae. Gene Ontology annotation, biological process: fungal-type cell wall biogenesis; carbohydrate catabolic process. Bases 312 to 1697 code for a protein of 461 amino acids. Gene Ontology annotation, molecular function: mannan endo-1,6-alpha-mannosidase activity.